Mya arenaria is the source of this 815-nucleotide messenger RNA. RefSeq lists its product as uncharacterized. The coding region runs from base 4 to 756 and encodes 250 amino acids. The transcript has 10 exons. NCBI's taxonomy places the organism in Eukaryota, Metazoa, Mollusca, Bivalvia, Myida, Myidae. The record is from RefSeq and is a predicted model, not a curated record.
GUCAUGAUGUAUUGGCAGGCAACGGCACUUAUAUCGCUGAUAGCCGCUUUGUCAGUGGCAGGGCAAAUCCCUCCUCAGGAUAUGAUUCGAUGCCGAGCGUGUAAUAAUGCCGUGAAUCUUGAAAACUGCCCCACGAAUGCUGUUUGCGACAAUAGGACCGAGAUGUGCUACAUGGAGGAGAUAAUCACGGCAUCAUUUGAAAUCAUGUACCGCGGUGGAUGCAGGGCAAGACAGCACUGUAAUCCUUCAAUGCAUUUGAUUGGUCGCCGGAAUUCGCUUGAGGUUACAUCAUGUUCAGAAUGCUGUAGCCUUCACGACGGCUGUAAUGAGCGACUGUGUGGAAUCCGAAGUUUGGUAAACGUCAGUCAGUGCUACCACUGUGAUUCGAAUGCUGCUGGGGCCACACAAGGCGAUGUGAUGGAUCCUAACGACUGUGUUACCUUCACUACAUGCGACUCCAAUGAGGUAUGCCAGGCUGAGACUCGUCACCAUCCCGGUUCGCCAUUGACCUACAGAUACGGCUGUCAGAAUAAAAAUAUAUGCAAGUUGCUCAUGAAGCGAGCUUUCGAUCAUCUUCAAGCAUGUGAGGGACGUGAGGGCACUGAGGGGUGCCAGUUCCAGAGUACUUGCUUUGUCUGUUGUGCAGAAGGUGGAUGUAACUAUGGAGAUUGUAAUACUACGCUGAAAGAGUUAUACAGACAGUACAAGAUGAACAUAUUUUCUUUGGACACGCUAAAAUCGACACCUGCUGGCUAACUAGAUGACUAUUUUGUUGUGUCAACUUUUUCAGUGACAAUAAACUGACGAUGGAACUA